Messenger RNA from Quercus robur (English oak), 552 nucleotides. Its product is annotated as SEED MATURATION PROTEIN 1. NCBI's taxonomy places the organism in Eukaryota, Viridiplantae, Streptophyta, Magnoliopsida, Fagales, Fagaceae. The transcript has a single exon. The record is from RefSeq and is a predicted model, not a curated record. Gene Ontology annotation, biological process: seed dormancy process.
UUGAUGGAAUCUGCCACGUACUGCUUUCAUAACCUUACAUAAAUCACAACAUGCAAUAAUAAAAGGCCAUGAAGCAACCAUUCAGUAUUCACAACACACAAACCAAAGGAUUCAUAAAAUUAAGAGAGAAUGGCAAAGAGCAAGGAUGAUAUCGAGUAUGGGACUUCACAGGCAAAGCUUAAUGAAGAUGAAGUUUUAAGGGUGGCUUACAAGCAUGGCACCCCUCUUUAAGGUGGGAAGAUAGCAGAUUCUGAAACUGUUGAUCUCUUUUCCAGUGCCCAAAAUAUUCCUAAUAAGGGAACUCAUGAUGAUGAUGAUGAUCAUCCUCAAUAUUCUACCAACCAAACUCAGCAACACCGUGGAGAAGAUGUCACGGAUCCCUCUACCAACACCACCAUCAAACCUAGCGGAAACAUGUCCAAAAAUACACCACCGGUACUUCAUCAUAAAUGAAGAUCUCUUAACAGUUUUAUCGAGCCACUUAUGUAACAAUCUAUUUGUCUCAUUUGUUACAUGACUUAUUUAGUUUAAUAACUAUCGUUUGUUACAUGA